GUGAUGGAAUCCAAACUCAUGUGGAGUCUGAGACAAUACGGACGUUGUAGCGAACAGAGGCGCGCGGGAACCGACACUUCGCGUGAUUUAAAAGUUACGUUUUUGCGAAGUGUUUAUUGCUGAAGAAAUUAAUAACAAACUUUAAAACUCGCACGAGAAAGAACAUUAGUGCAAUUUCCUAGCGGAAUGAUGUAUAGUAAAUAUUAGUUAUAUUAAUAUUUUAAGGAAGCGUUUAGUCUAAAAGGUUAGUGUUCUUAUUUGCUUCUUGCAUGCUUGAUGCUUAUACGAAAAAAGAUUUCUGCCCUCGAAAAUAACUACUUCCUAUAUUUACAACUGACAUCUGAUCAGUCGUUUCUUCUAAGAUUUUGGACAUAAUACUAAUCCGUUCUUUUAAAGAAAUUUUAUUUUCGAUUACACGCUGAUUUAAUUUUUUUGUCGCUUAUGAAGCACUUAAUAAACAUAUAAAAAUUUUACUAAAAGCUUCAAUUUUAUCUCAAUACAUUUUGUUUGUAUGUUACUGGACCAGAUUGAAAAAUAACAGUGUAUAUGUGAAGUUUAAACGCGAGAAAGAAAAUACACAGAAUUAUAUUUAUGCUCUACCACUUAUAUGAUAGAAGAAAAAUAGUUCAUCUUCCGAAUCCAAAACUUAUCGCAAGAUCUGAAAAACACUGAGAAAAGUACUUGUGUAACAGUGUUUAGCGAACUACUUAAGUUUUGAUGAACAAUAUCUCCGUUUGAUACUGUUUGUAUAAGAAACUAAUUAGUGAUUUUGGGAAACGAAUUUAUAUACUUUCAUACCAUUUUGAAUGCAGUAUUUAGCUUAAGACUAGAAAUUGCGACAAAUUUGCUUCGGAAGUAUAUGUUACAUUUUAAAACGAGGCAACCAUCUCAGUAAAGAAAUAUUAAGCCAAUCAUUAAAAAAGGGACAUUUAUCAGUUUAUUGACGAACUGUAUUACCACAUCUCAUCUCUAUGGGAAGGAUAAAAGUUUCGAUGGAUGACGACAGAAAGUAGUCAGACAAAUAACGCGAAACGAAAACGAAAAUGUUUAAGGAAACAGAGAGCAGAAACAGCCAGAAAACAAUGCACCCGUUUACAACCUCACAUUUCUUGGAUUUGGUUUAACGUCGAAACUUCUCUGCUCUUAGAUGUUGCAAGACACUGACGGGGACUAAUCUACAGAUUACUUUGCUGGGUAUAGAAAUAAGUAAUAAAAAUGGCGACUUCAAACGAACUGGCACCUAAUCAAGAAGGUAGAGGUUUGGUUGCGCCAUCAACAGCAUCUCAUGACUGGGGAGGUGGUCCUCCUCCUGGAGCUUCCCUUUCGGAAAAUACGUCCGGAGAUCCCCUUUCACACCCCUACGUAUAUAGGAUAGGAAUUUAUGGCUGGAGAAAACGAUGCUUGUAUUUCUUAGUCAUCAUUUUGUUUUCUAUGGUGAUCAUCAAUUUAGCCUUAACUAUAUGGAUCAUAAGGGUUAUGGAUUUUUCCAUUCAUGGAAUGGGCAGAUUACGAAUUUUUAAAGAUGGCAUCCGACUAGAGGGUCAGUCUCAUUUUCUACAAGCAAUGUAUGCCGCACAAAUCCAAUCCAGAAAGGAUCAAGCUCUGAAAAUAGAGUCUUCCAGAAAUAUAACAAUCAACGCAAGAAACAAGGACGGUAAAAUUACGAAUAGGUUAUCAAUAGGUCCUACUUCCAUGACAUCUUUUGCGGAGAAAUUCACGAUCAAGAAUCGGAAAGGGGAAACUCUAUUUCAUGCUGACGAUAAGGAAGUCGUGAUUUCGGCAGAACGACUCAGGGUGACGGGAUCUGGGGGAAUUCGCUUUGAAGGCUCGGUCCAAACUCCAUUUGUAAGAGCAGAACCCUUCCAACAACUCAGGUUGGAAUCUCCAACUAGAACGUUACACGUUAAAGCUCCAGAAGGAAUUGGUAUUGAAUCCCGUGCAGGAGAUAUCAGUGCAUCAUGUCUCAAAGAUCUUAAACUGCAGUCAAAAGAAGGGGCGAUAUGGCUUGAUUCCGAGCGGGUUGAGCUAAGAAACCUUAAAACAGCAAUUCCUACUUCAAGAGGUCGGUCUUAUCCUGGUAUAUAUCAACUCUGUGCUUGUGAGAACGGACGAUUGUUUCUUGCACCACCAGAAAAAGUGUGUCAAGCGGAUAAUAUUGUUUGUAAAUAAUAAUCGUGAUAAAUUUAACUUCAGCUAUGAAAGAUUAACCUUGCUGAUAACAAUUGGACGCAUUAACCUGUACAAGAUCAUCCAUAAGAUCUGCAGCAGUUCUAAUUAUUUGGCGUACACAUAGCAGAUAAAUAGUUUCUGGAAUAUCUCCUUCAGUUAUGCUUGGCGUCCAUAAUUGUACGUGAAAUCUGAAUCCCUUAAUCUGUCUCAUUUUCAAAGCAAAAUAAAUGGUUCUCAUAGAAACUUCUAAAAUGUGCCUCAUCAUUUAUCACUAUUGCAACUGAAUAUUAUUCUUCAAAUUUUAUGGAUAAGAUGCUCAUCAAUCAGGAAAACCGCCUGCUGUAAAGAUGUUCGUAUAAAUGUUUCGUUUUUCAUUUUAAAGAGAACAUAUACUGCUCCAAAUUCAUGAACUGCACGUCGUGUUUUUCUGACUUUUGUAUUGUAUAUGUAGAGUAAUGUUAUAUAUACGGUGCAACACUAAUUGAUUAACUCUCAGUUUUUUGUAAAUACUAGGUAGACAAUAUCUGUUUAAAACCAUUUAUUUGGCAUUAAAAUUAAAUCGAAGUUGAGUGUUUCAGAAGCCUCUAGUGCUGUGUCUUUGUUCGUCUAGCAUAUUGCAACUGUGUUGACAUAUUUUGUAUCAGUUUUUCUAAGAGAUAAUAAACAUUUUUUGUUUUUCACCCUGAAA
Messenger RNA from Stegodyphus dumicola, 2857 nucleotides. RefSeq names its product delta-sarcoglycan-like. Lineage: Eukaryota; Metazoa; Arthropoda; Arachnida; Araneae; Eresidae. The record is from RefSeq and is a predicted model, not a curated record. Gene Ontology annotation, cellular component: sarcoglycan complex; membrane.